Messenger RNA from Paraphaeosphaeria sporulosa, 837 nucleotides. RefSeq lists its product as uncharacterized. NCBI's taxonomy places the organism in Eukaryota, Fungi, Ascomycota, Dothideomycetes, Pleosporales, Didymosphaeriaceae. Bases 307 to 789 code for a protein of 160 amino acids. The transcript has 2 exons. The record is from RefSeq and is a predicted model, not a curated record.
UCACGAUGGGUGUCGGCGUAAACAACGCGGGAUAUAGCUAGCGAGGAGGAAGCCCAUCGCGGACCCACGACCCUGGCUUGCGUAUCAUACCAUGUACUAUACACCAAAUAUGCCAUAACGGCAUUCUGAUACCCAUAAUCUACCACUAUACCACACACGUGCGUGCCUCGAUCUAAGCCCCAACCAUGCAAACAAAGCCACCCGCCUGCCCGUUGAGCCAAGCUUUACGCACGUAGUAUAGGCGCUCGUGAGCGGGCAAUGUCACUGAACCGCUGUGCUUGGCUAGCAGUUUGCUAGCGGUCUGGGAUGCUUGGCCAGGAUACUUGCUGGAAGGAGGCAUAUGGGGUUGCGAAGUGGGGAACGUACGGGCCGUUGUGUACGAGCGUUGUUCCGCUGCGUCGCCUUCGUACGGCAUGGGACAAGGUCUGGUGUUUAGCGCUGGGUGCCAUGUCGAGGGGUUGCAUGUACGGCCGUGCAGUCUAUCCACGGUGCUCGCAAUGUCUUGCUCGGAGGUCCUGUACCAUACCCACUUCGCAGCAUGGAACCUCACACCACCCUGCAUCUCUAAUUGCCAGUGCCACUACUCUCCAUUCCAGGGUCGGGGGCCAAGCAUCUCGCACUCGCACCUGGGCUCGCGACGCGCUCGUAAAUCACCGCUUUGAGCAUCGGCGCCUCCUCCCCGUCUCCACAUCGCCCAGUGUACGCAAUUCCGACCCCGGUUCUUCCGUCCCACGCCCCCGCCCCGCUUUCGCGGGACAUGGCAGUGUUCACGCCGCCGGACACUGUUGAGGUGCAAACAGGGUGCUGACGCCCUCUGGUUGCACCUUCCCACUAAGC